Patiria miniata (bat star) is the source of this 828-nucleotide messenger RNA. RefSeq names its product cholecystokinin receptor type A-like. The transcript has 2 exons. The record is from RefSeq and is a predicted model, not a curated record. NCBI's taxonomy places the organism in Eukaryota, Metazoa, Echinodermata, Asteroidea, Valvatida, Asterinidae. Gene Ontology annotation, cellular component: membrane. Gene Ontology annotation, molecular function: G protein-coupled receptor activity. Gene Ontology annotation, biological process: G protein-coupled receptor signaling pathway. The coding region runs from base 1 to 828 and encodes 275 amino acids.
AUGAUCUUAAGGGUCUACAAGUCCUUGGUGGGUGUCCUAGGCCUACUGGGUAAUUUUCUAGUCUGCGUGGUCAUCCUAAAGGUACGGGCCAUGCAAACGCGUACGAACGCGUUCAUCUUCAACCAGGCCGUGAUCGAUUUCUUCGGCUCUGUGGUCAUCAUCUUGCAGACGGAUGUGUCGCUGCCUGACCCUCUACCUAGCGGAGCCACUGGCUGGAUCUGGUGCCACAUCUGGAUCUCUCACUUCAUGACGAUGAUGUUCUUCGUCUCUUCCACGUUCAACCUGCUGGCCGUAACCCUAGAACGAUACUUUGCCAUCGUGUACCCUUUCAAGUACCAGGCCGCGUUCGCUUCGUACCCGCGGCUGAAGGUUGGGGGUGAUCAUAGCGAUCUGUUGGAUCUGCGGUUUGGCUAUCAAGAUCUACUCCCUCACGAUCGUGGAGAACACUCCGGACGUGUCGAGUUAAAGCGUCAAGCGAAUCGGUCCGGUCCGUCAACUGGCACCGUCAGCAGGGCCGUUGCUGCAGCUUCAGGGGCCCCAGAGAGCAUGAGCGAUUCCUUGCUGAGAGCCCGGCGCAACACCUUCAAGACCCUAUUGGUCGUUUUCGUCACUUUCCUGAUCUGCUGGUCUCCCAACCAGAUCAUCUUCCUGUCGUGGAACUUCGGCUGGGAUGCCAAGUUCACCGACUGGUACUUCGUCCUUACCUUGGCUCUGGUCGCAACCAACUCCUGCGUGAAUCCCUUCAUCUACGCUCUCAAGUACAAGCAGUUCAGGUACGGACUGCUGCAGAUACUAGGCAAGAAAUCGGCCCAAGUAGACGCAGCGUAA